AUGAGUCGGAGGAAGCAAUUCACUGAAGACGAAAUACUUGGUGCACUAUUGGAGUCGGAUUUAGAGGAUUUUAGUAGCGAUGACGAGCUUGUGGAUGCGACUUGGGAACUACCUUCUGUGGGAGAUGAAACUUUAGACGAUCAAAGUGACGAAGAUGAUCACGAAAUUAACGCUACGGAGACACCACAAAAUGUCACUGAAAACGCCAAUCGCCGUGAUAUUUGGAGGAAAAGACCUUUUGAUAUACAAUUGGAAGAGAGUGUUUCUCAAUCUGCGGAAAUUAACGAAAAUAACCUACCCGUGCAAGCCCUUCUGAUACUCGACAAUGCCCCUGCUCAUCCACCAAACCUCGAAAAGGACAUCCUCGAGGAGUUAAAAUUCAUAAAGGUUCUCUACUUACCACCCAACACCACUCCUAUCCUGCAGCCCAUGGAUCAGCAAGUGAUUUCUAAUUUUAAAAAACUAUACACCAGGCAUCUGUUUCGGCGCUGCUUUGAAGUGACGGAGAACACAAACCUCACCCUUCGAGAGUUCUGGAAGGACCACUUUAAUAUAGCGAUUUGCCUACAAAUUAUCGAUCAGGCCUGGUUGGGAGUUACAACGAGGAAUUUGACCUCUGCAUGGAAAAAGCUGUGGCCUGAAGCUGUAGCUGAAAGGAUCUAUGAAGAAUUGGAACCCGGUGUUUCAGUAGAGGAGGAGAUUAUAUCUCUGGGGAAAUCAAUGGGUCUAGAGGUGGAAGAGAGAGACGUGAACGAGCUCAUCGAGGAGCACAGCCAGGAACUGACGACUGAAGAGAUACAAGAAUUACAGUCACAGCAGCAUACUGAGGUUAUGCAAGAAAUUGGUUUUGAGGAGUCAGUGGAGGAGGUUAUUUCUACAAGCUGCGAGUAG
Molecule: messenger RNA, 891 nt
Organism: Bactrocera neohumeralis
Lineage: Eukaryota; Metazoa; Arthropoda; Insecta; Diptera; Tephritidae
Product: tigger transposable element-derived protein 1-like
Exons: 4
Coding region: 1-891 (296 amino acids)
Cellular component (GO): nucleus
Molecular function (GO): DNA binding
Source: RefSeq, a predicted model, not a curated record